Lytechinus variegatus (green sea urchin) is the source of this 2302-nucleotide messenger RNA. RefSeq names its product cytochrome P450 3A24-like. Gene Ontology annotation, molecular function: steroid hydroxylase activity; iron ion binding; heme binding. The record is from RefSeq and is a predicted model, not a curated record. NCBI's taxonomy places the organism in Eukaryota, Metazoa, Echinodermata, Echinoidea, Temnopleuroida, Toxopneustidae. The transcript has 13 exons. The coding region runs from base 297 to 1865 and encodes 522 amino acids.
AACGAGUAUACAGACAUUCCAUAGACCUUUAAGCCCCCGGUUUAUGCCUCUAUAUGCCGAUAUGACGGAUCUGUGUUCGUAUUGUUCAACGCCACUGAUCUGAAUACUACAAUAAAGUGCUCAACACCCCUUUUUGUGAGUUACCUCAGCAUCGUGAUGCAAUUCGGCAAAGCAUUGCCGGAGAUCAACGGGAAGCCCCCUAUAUAUACUAACCUCGUACUAGUGUGAGUGCCUUUUGGUGGUAUAUUGACAUUACAGUACACGGCAUUUUCCAGUGUUCCUGUACAUGACACAAAAUGUCUUUCUCGAUAUUCGGAUUCAAGAUUUCAUUGCCCAUUGUUGGAGCAAUAGCUGCUUUGCUGUUCGGACAUGAACUAUGGAAUCUAACCUACUUAUGGAGGAAAGGAAUUAAGGGCCCAAGACCCCUGCCAUUGUUAGGCAAUAUUCUUUCUUGCACAAAGGGAUUUUACUUGUUUGUGUACAAUUGUAAGGAGAAGUAUGGUAAAAUAUACGGGUUUUAUCUGUUUCGACGCCCAGUGGUUGUGAUCAGUGAUCCCGAUAUCCUCAAAGACAUUCUGGUGAAAAGUUUCUCCAAGUUUACCAAUCAUGAUCAAUUCUUCUUGAAGAACAGACCUUUAGAUCAAGGUUUAUUGGAUCUUCGUGAUCAAAGAUGGAAAGAUGUGAGAACUGUCAUUACUCCUACAUUCAGCGCUCUCAAAAUGAAACAGAUGUCCCCUUUGAUAAACGAAUGUUGUGAUGUACUGGUUGAAACUCUAAAGAAGAAGCACGAGGAAGACAUCAAUAUAAGCAUUUUCAAGGUUUUUGAAUCGUUUACGAUGGACGGUAUUGCUAAAUCUGCAUUUGGACUUCAGGUUGAUGCCCAGAACAAUCCCGAUGAUCCAUUCGUUAAACAUGCUAAAAAGAUCAUGGAUGCUGGUGUUGAGAAUCCUGUACUUAUGCUUGCAGGGUUAUUUCCUCCACUCGCCUACAUGUUUAACGCUCUUGAUAUCGGCAUGUUUCCGGCCGAAACGAAGAAUUUCUUUAGGGACGUUGUUGUCAAAGCUAUCGAUAUGAGGAAACAUUCUUCUCAUAGCGAGCGGAAAGACUUUCUUCAACUUAUGAUGAACGCCCACAACGAUGACGACAUCGGCUCAGAGGUCGGAAAGGACACGAACAUUCUUAACGACCAGAUUGAAGAGCGCAAUGAUAAAUCUCUCUCCACCAGUAAGAAAACCCAGCUUACCAUGGAUGAGAUAUUUGCACAGGCUUUGCUGUUCUUUCUUGCUGGCUACGAGACGACAAACGUCACGCUUGGUUUCCUAGCCUACUCUCUAGCUACCAACCCUGAUAUUCAGGACCAACUGAUCGAGGAGGUGGAUGAAAUUACACCAACGAGAGAUUCAGUCGACUAUAACUCGAUCGUAAAGAUGUCCUUACUCGACAUGGUGGUCUGUGAGACACUCAGGUUGUAUCCGCCCGCAGUUCUGGGUGAUCGAAGUUGUAGUGAAACAUACACCGUUGAAGGAUUGACCAUUGAAAAGGGAACUCAGGUCUUCUACUCCAUUUAUAAUAUCCAUCGCGAUCCCUCUCUUUGGCCGGAACCGGAGAAAUUUGAUCCAUCGAGGUUUAGCAAGGAGAAUCGUGCUAACCGACACCCGAUGGCCUGGAUACCAUUUAGUGCUGGACCUAGGAAUUGUAUCGGGAUGCGGUUUGCUUUGAUGGAGAUUAAGAUGGCGGUUGUUCGUAUCCUCCAGAAAUACCGAUUUGUGCCAAGUCCAAAAACAGAGAUUCCUGUGAAGUUCGGCACUGGAAACAAUCUCAAACCUGAUGGCGGUAUGUUCCUUGGGAUCGAAGAGCGCAAGUAAACUCAGUGUCGUUGCAUCACACAAUAUAUACAUGAUGUGAAACAUAAAUGAGAGACCAAAUAAAAAAGAAAUUGAAUAUGCGAUAAAGACAUGAUCACAGUGAUAUAAAAUCACAUAUUUUUUGUAAGUUGGAAGGGGGAAUAUAAAAUUCAUUUCAUAUUGGUCAAUAUUAUUCCUUAAUAAUCCUAAGUAAACAUCGGUCAUUUUCAUGAUUUUCGCUCUUUCCAAUAUCGGAUUUGGCAAGAUUCAGUGAAUGGGAUGAUAUUCAAAACAUUUUAAAUAAUAAAAAUUCAAUGUGGGAUAGGGAUUCAGGUUAUCAAAGAAAUGAAAUAGUUCUUAUCAACCGACAUCAAAUGAACUCGAAUGAAAAGUUUACAUGAUUGAGCCGUUAGGCCUAAUUGAUAAGAGAUUCAUUUCAUUUGCCCAUUCUCUGAGAA